CAUUAUCAUAUGCCUGGUUCUUGGUUCUGCUGUCGGCAAGGCCGGGUAAUGAAGCAAGACUGCCCUGACGGUGACGGUCGAGAUGAGGCCUGUUACACAGACUUUCCACCCGCGCAACAAUCAACAAUCAAGACAGCCCGUCUGACGUCUGUCUGAACGAGACACAUCCCCAACCUUGCCGGCACCCCCACGUCUGCUCACUCGCCCGAUCCUUCUCGACAUUUAUUCUCGGUGACAAGUAUAGCUGUUGUCGGGCCUUCCCCACACGGCCUGCGCUUCCGCGUUUCUUUCUACCCCUUGCUCCUUGCUCCUUGGGAGGUUACCUUCACGCUUGUGCUACCCAUGCUCGGCCGCCUCUCGACAAUGCACUUGCCGUAUCUUCAACAAGAUGUGUUACCGUCGUCGAGUACGAGUACGGUCGGUCAUCACGCUGUAACCAGACUUUUCUGUGUAACACCAAUCAGUCAGCAAUAGCGGCGUCUACGCUUCCGAGAUCAAAAGCUCCGGCAAGGCAACACAUUCAGACAUGGGGCAAAGCGGCGCGGACCAUCCAGGCCCCGAUGCCGACAAAGAGAACCACCGGAUGAUCGACUGGUGAAGCCAACAGCGAGCGACACCGACACCAACACCAACAUCACCAACACUGAAUACAACAAGUCUAUGGAUACGCAGGGAACUCGAUGGAAUUUUUCCUCGAAAAGAGGCGCUGUUUCUGGUCUUCCCGCGUCUAUCUCAUCUCUUGCUUGACGAGCUUCGGGGGGUGUGGUGUCACACACACACACACACACACACACCCACCUUCACUUGUUAGGUUCCUGCAAUAAAUUCAACUUACAUACAUAACCACACGCACCCAUCUACCGUUGCCGACUCGUGGUGCCCCCAACUUUCCUCUGCCGCUCCCAUUGGCCCUGUUCUUGGCUCGUUCCUCUCCGCCCAAAAGGGCACCAAAAAAUCCUACCAAGUUCGCUGCAUUUUACCUCGGAAAGUCCUGGUUGAAGGCCAUUUCACCCGGCCCUGGGAUCCCCAUUACGCAACUUAUACCGUACCGCUCACCACCAGCUUUCGGGCUGCAACUAAUAACCCUUUUCAUCCCGUAUCCGACUUGUCCCUAAGACAGUACGCGUGGACUGACACGGCACGAGAUCAAGAAAGUUCAAGAAAAAGGCUUGCAUGGGUGGGGUUCCUGUUCAGAAAUGUGUGAGGUUUUGAAGCUGUACAAAAGGUGAUACACAUUUGUUAAUUCAUAAUGAGUCCUCCCGAACCCUCAACAACUGACCUUGACCCUACCUCUCCUGUUCCCAUGGACCUCAGCAAGCACCGGGUGACUACGGUCAUGCAAGAUUUGCAUUCCUAUCUGCCACUAUCAAAACCACUCAAGGAUGGCGACCUCCUGUUGCUGCUCACACCUGGAAUCAUACCGGAUCUUGGCAGUUCGAAAAUGAAUUCAGAGACAUCACUUACCAGUGACCCGUUCGAAUCCCUAGGCAAGGCAUUGGCGAAGCAUCAUCCCUGGGUUCGGCAUGUGCCCUACCUACCACGCUACGGUAUCACCGGCACACAUGUUGUGCACAUCAGGCUAGCCACGGCGAUCAUUUUCGUCCUCUCAGGUCCACCUGUCCAUGGUCAGCCCUCGCAAGUGGCACUGGCCGAGAUCACACGAAGUAUCUGCGAGAACCGACCACAUGUCAUCGUGGCCUGCUGCGACGCCCGAGAGCUGGGGCCCAUCGAAAAGUCGUUCCCGGCGAUAGUGCAGGUACCCAGCCUCGACCCGUCCGAUCUCGAAGCAGCGGCAGACGUCAUAUUCGGAGAGACCAAAAAGCGGCCACCAUCAACCGGUCCUAACCUGCAGAAUCUGGUCCUCGCCCCAAAGGCCUGGUCGGUCGAGGUAUGGAACGGGCCCCGGGACAUGGAUGCGUCGUAUGAGCUCUGGUGCCGGUGCUUCCCAGACAACUUCCACCUGAGCCGCUUCUUGUUCCAGGCGCUGCUGCGACGGGAUGGGUGGGCGAUGCAUUACGUGGUUCGUGAGCCGGGGACCUCCCAGCUGCUCGGGUUUUGUGCGACGUAUACAACUUAUGCCGGGGCUGAGGAGGAACGCCUGGUCGGGUCCGUGGCUGCCUUGCUUGUGCGCCCAGCGUACCGGAAACGAGGCAUCGGGUUGAGCUUGCACAACCAUGCGCUGAGGCAGCUUACAAAGACACGUGGUGUGUGCCGGUUACAGCUUGGGAGCACGUUUCCUCGGCUGUUGUAUGGGCUUCCGAUGGACUCACCGGUGGAGGAUUGGUUUGGGCGACGCAACUGGCCUAUUCUUACCCAGUUACCGGGCCCGGGGACUGGGCAGGAGGCGUGCGACUGGCUGCUGAAGUUUGCGGAUUGGCCUAUUCCAACCGUGUUGCCACCGGGGCCGGUGUUCCGCCAGUGCGAAUUUAACGAGUUCGACAUGGUGUUGGCGCUGGUAGGGUCGGAGUCUAGGAGGAGGGACAAUGUGGGCUGGUACGACCAGUAUGCCAAGCUGGCGAACUCGAUGAACAUCCGCGACAUUGUUGUCGGACUGGACGAAGCCGGCACGAUGGUUGCCGCGGCUUUGACAUAUGUCAAGAACACGGGGAGUCCGGUGGCCGAGGAUCUGCCUUGGACCAACAUGAUUGGGGAUGAUGUUGGCGGGGUAACGUGCGUUUGCAUUGCAGAUUCAGGUCGGCGGAGCGCUGUGAUGGUCAGACUAUUAGACAGCUGCAUUCAGCUGCUUGCUGAGCAGGGGAUGACACAGCUGUUUAUGGACGCCGUCAAGGGUGGCGAUGAGGGGUUCCCAUCUAUGGGCUUCAACAAAUGGGCAAGAUACAGAGAUGUGUGGCGGGAUAUCUAA
Messenger RNA from Podospora pseudopauciseta, 2863 nucleotides. RefSeq lists its product as uncharacterized. The transcript has 5 exons. Bases 1250 to 2863 code for a protein of 537 amino acids. The record is from RefSeq and is a predicted model, not a curated record. Lineage: Eukaryota; Fungi; Ascomycota; Sordariomycetes; Sordariales; Podosporaceae. Gene Ontology annotation, molecular function: acyltransferase activity, transferring groups other than amino-acyl groups. Gene Ontology annotation, biological process: peptidoglycan turnover.